AUGGGUGAUGAGAAAAUUGGCGACUAUCAUGGAGUAGCAAUUGAGACACACGGGAAGGAUGUUUUCUAUGACAUCGAAGAUCCAGAAUUACCGGAAGUUUCGAAAUGGCUCAGCGCAAACCCCAACCGAAUCAACUUAGGUCGGAUCAGCCUCGCGUACAAGAAUAAACCUUUGUCUACAAUCACAAAACCUCAUCAGGAGCUCAAUCCUUGGAAUGGAACGAUCGUCUCCAAUUUCCAAAUCGAUGGACACCAUACGACAGUGAUUACGCAAGGAGACUUCGAGACAGACUCUGUUGCAUUCGAAAUUCAAUCCGACUUGAUUUCGACCGGAGACUUGAGCGUCUUAUUCGACUUCCCAUAUCCCCCAAUUCACAAAGUUGAGAAAUCAUCAGACUUUGAGGUUUUUAUGGGAACAUAUGACCUAAAGUCAUCGCGGAAUCAUACAACAUCAAUCGUCAACAACUCUUUCUCCCAACAAAUCUCAGCUCACAUCUACCACGAGAUGCAAGAGACGGCGUACUACCUGAACUUACGGUGGCCUCAUCAAACACCACUCGGCGUGGCUCAGGUUCAGAACGAAGAUCAGAACGGAACAACCGCCCAUCGCUAUACCGUACGUCCCAGAGAUGCUUCUCAGGAUUAUAUGUCCCCGAGUAAGCUGAUCUUCACUGCUCAUUACAGCCCUAAAUUGGAGAUUCCAUCGCUGCCAUCAGAGAUACAAAAGAGAAACGUUGUUGGGUGGCUGAACUACUGGCAGGAAGGAGGCUUUGUGGAUCUCACGAAGUCGACAAACCCCAAUGCGACGGAGUUGCAGCGGCGUAUCAUCCUUUCUCAGUACGCGAUGAGGGUCAAUAGCGCUGCUACUGGCCAACCCCCGCAAGAAAGUGGCCUUGUUUACAACGGUUGGUGGGGAAAGUUUCAUCUCGAAAUGGUUAUCUGGCAUUGUGCUCAGUGGGCCACGUGGGGACGACAACAAUAUUUUGAUCGAAUCUUCCCGUCUGUGUACGAAAGUCUCUUACCUAGCUCGGAGGAAAGAGCUCGCAAGAUGGGCUGGGAUGGAGCCAGGUGGCCCAAGAUGACCGAGCUUGUCACAAAAGGCAUUGCACCUGGCGAGACGCGCGCAUUUCUCCAGUGGCAACAGCCCCAUCCGAUGUAUCUGGCAGAAUUGGCCUACAAAGCCACCCCAACCAACGAGACCCUUCAACGAUGGGAUCGUGUCAUCACAGCAACAGCCAACUACAUGGCAUCCUUUGCGUGGCUCAACAAUCAAACUGGUAGGUAUGACAUUGGGCCCCCAAUCCAGGGGGUUACCGAGAACUCUUCUCCAACCGAGAUCUCCAACUUGUCAUACGAACUCGCUUACUGGCAAUGGGCACUUGCAUCCGCCUGUAACUGGAAAAAAAGGCUUGGAGAAGGAUGCCCACCCAGAUGGACUGCCGUGGCAGAUAGUAUGGCUCCACCACCUCAAUUUGAAGGGUUAUAUGCCCCUUGGGUUGGUGGCGGGUUGAAUGCAUCAUGGUGGGAUGACCCAACGCUGAAGAAGGAUCCGCGCAGUGUCAUUAUGCUUCAGGGAAUCUUGCCCGACACACCGCUGGUGGACCCUGCCGUUGGCCUUAGAACGGCCGAUAAAGUAUGGGAGGCUUGGGGUGAUGAUCAGAUCCGAGGCUGGGGCCGAAACAUUUUAGCUAUCAAUGCUGCACGAGUCGGGAAUCCCGAACGCGCCAUCUAUCAUUUAACAAACUUCGGAUAUUGGACAUUCGGUGACCAGGGCUUUGCCCACCGAUCUGGACCAAGUCCAUCUCCGCCUCCGUACUUUCCCGGCAACGGCGGGUUUCUUCUGGCGAUCAGCUAUAUGGCAGCCGGCUGGGAGGGCUCUAAGGGGCAUGCCCCUGGGUUUCCGAAAGACGGCUCCUGGGCCGUUCAGCAUGAAGGACUACUGCAAUCUUUGUGA
Molecule: messenger RNA, 1953 nt
Organism: Colletotrichum siamense
Lineage: Eukaryota; Fungi; Ascomycota; Sordariomycetes; Glomerellales; Glomerellaceae
Exons: 4
Coding region: 1-1953 (650 amino acids)
Biological process (GO): carbohydrate metabolic process
Source: RefSeq, a predicted model, not a curated record